AAUACCAGGAGGAAAAAAAAAAAAAAAAAAAAAAAAAAAAAGAAAGAAAGAAAGAAAGAAAAGGGAACUCUAUUAACCAGAUCAAAAGCUGCAACAAUGGAGUUCCUUCCGCUUCAAUCCCUACUAAGUAUUAUCACCGUUAUCCUUUCUCUUUCAUUGUUUAUCUGCAACUCCCAGUUAUGGAGAUCAAGAAGUAGCUUUGCAAAUGAAAAGAGAACAUUGCCACCGCAACCUGGAAAUGCUUGGCCCCUAAUUGGCCACCUACACCUAUUCCAUGGGUCUAAGCAAGAUCCGAUCCAUGUAAUCUUCGGCAACAUGGCCGACGACUUGGGGCCCAUCUUCCUUAUAAAGUUGGGUGUGCAUCGAAUUUUAGUUAUAAGUAAUUGGGAAAUGGCUAAACAAUGCUUUACCACCAACGAUAAAGUGUUUUCCAAUCGUCCAAAUUUUCUUGGUUUAGAAAUUAUGGGGUACAACUACGCCAUGUUUGGAUUUGGGCCUUAUGGUCCCUAUUGGCGCCAAAUGCGCAAGAUAACCACAUUUGAGCUCCUUUCAAAUCUUCGCCUCGUCAAGCUCAAACACGUCCUGGAAUCAGAGUUAAAAUCGUCGAUGGAAGAUAUGUACCAGCUAUGGCUAGAGAAAAAGAGCUCGUCAAACCAAGUGUCAAUGGAGAUGACGAAAUGGUUUGCUGACACAAUAAACUUAAACGUGAUAUUUAGAAUGGUCGUUGGUAAACCACAUGCAGGAAGUGCCGAUGGUUGGCCCAAGGCAUUGCAGGCAUUUCUCGACUUGGCUGGGACCUUCUCUGUUUCAGAAGCGCUUCCAAUGCUGAGGUGGUUGGACAUGGGAGGAUUCGUAAAAGCCAUGGAGAGGACUGCAAAAGAGAUUGACAAUUUCCUUUCCGAGUGGCUGGAACAACAUAAGCAAAACAGAAUUAAUUUUAAUUCAGAUGAUGAACACUCAGAGAAGGACUUCAUGGAUGUUAUGCUCUCUGUUCUUGACAAGGAACAAAUUUCCAGUUACGACGUCGAUACGAUCAUUAAAGCUACAUCUCUGACUGUUAUGGCGGGCACGAACAGCACAACAAUAACAUUAUCAUGGGCACUUUCUUUGUUACUCAACAAUAGGAAUACCCUGAAGAAAGCACAAGAAGAAUUGGAUCUCCAAGUUGGUAGAGGAAGAUCAGUUCAAGAAUCGGACUUAAAGAAGUUGGUCUAUCUCCAAGCAAUUAUCAAGGAAACUAUGCGGCUUCACCCAGCGGCACCACUAGCUCCACAUGAAUCAAUGGAGGACUGCAAAAUGGGUGGUUACCACGUCCCGGCGGGCACGCGUGUUCUAAUCAAUAUUCCGAAGAUUCAGAGAGAUCCAAGUGUGUGGCCCGACCCGUUGGAGUUUCGGCCGGAGAGAUUUCUAACAACCCACAAAGAUGUGGAUGUCGGAGGGCAGCAUUUUGAAUUGCUGCCUUUUGGGAGUGGUAGAAGAGUUUGUCCUGGAGUUUCCUUCUCUCUUCAGAUUAUACAGCUUGUACUCGCUACUUUGCUUCACGGUUUCGAAAUUGAAACGCCUUUUGAUGAAGCGGUUGAUAUGACUGAGAAACCUGGACUUGUCAUCCCCAGAGCUGCCCCUCUGGAAGUCCUCCUUAAGCCACGUCUACAUCCCUGUUGCUAUUCUAUAUAAAGUGAUGAAGGCCUGGGCUAGAACUCACUCCAUACAACACUUAGUUGGCCCAGUAUCUAUAUAAUAAACAUUUGGUUGCUCCAGCCCAAAAUGUAAUAACAUUCGUAUUUUUUUUUUUUUUUUCUUUGUGCUUGGAACGGUGUCGUGUAAGCCGAAACUGUUACAAGGAUAGAGUUAAAAUGCUUGUUUGGCUCCAUUCUAGAAUUUAGCUUGUUUUCCAGAUUGUUCCCAGAAAUUUCUCAGUAAGUUUCCUUUCCUUAUCAAUGGAAUACUGAGGGUUACACUA
Messenger RNA from Ziziphus jujuba (common jujube), 1960 nucleotides. RefSeq names its product cytochrome P450 CYP82D47. The transcript is spliced from 2 exons. NCBI's taxonomy places the organism in Eukaryota, Viridiplantae, Streptophyta, Magnoliopsida, Rosales, Rhamnaceae. The coding region runs from base 97 to 1674 and encodes 525 amino acids. The record is from RefSeq and is a predicted model, not a curated record. Gene Ontology annotation, molecular function: iron ion binding; oxidoreductase activity, acting on paired donors, with incorporation or reduction of molecular oxygen; heme binding. Gene Ontology annotation, biological process: defense response to other organism.